Messenger RNA from Hibiscus syriacus, 1266 nucleotides. Its product is annotated as G-type lectin S-receptor-like serine/threonine-protein kinase At4g27290. The record is from RefSeq and is a predicted model, not a curated record. The coding region runs from base 1 to 1266 and encodes 421 amino acids. NCBI's taxonomy places the organism in Eukaryota, Viridiplantae, Streptophyta, Magnoliopsida, Malvales, Malvaceae. Gene Ontology annotation, biological process: recognition of pollen. The transcript is spliced from 2 exons.
AUGAAGAUUGGCUUUGGGAGUGCAGCUGAUUGGGGUAAAGAUGAGGGCUCAUACCAUGCUUCUGCUACUGAUACUUUAGCUCCAACUCAAUCCAUCAGAUAUGGCAGCAGCACCUUAGUUUCUCCUGGUCAAACAUUCGAGCUAGGUUUCUUUUCAACCGGUGAAUCCAACAAAUAUUACUUGGGAAUAUGGUAUAAAAGGUUUUCUGACACUGUUGUAUGGGCUGGUAAUAGAGAAAACCCAGUUAUAGAUUCACACGCCUUUCUUAAUAUUUCCGGCACUGGUAAUCUUUUCAUCUUUGAAGCACAAAAUAUUAUGAUUUGGUCCACUAAUUCAUCUAGAUCAGCCAAAAAUCCGGUUGCUCAAUUGUUGGAUUCAGGUAAUUUAGUUGUUAAAGAUGAUGAUACAGAAAGCUACUUGUGGGAAGUUUUUGAUUUUCCAUCAGACACUCAAUUGGCAGGGAUGAAGUUAGGAAGGAACUUGAAAACCGGUGUAAAUCGAUAUUUGACGGCACGGAAGGGUGUUGAUGAUCCAUCUCCUGGAGAUUUUACUUAUGGAGUUGAUCACAAUGGCUUUCCUCAGUUUAUUCUUCGUGAGGGGAUGAAGAAGAGGUUUCGAGGUGGUCCAUGGAAUGAACUUAGCUUUAGUGGUCUUCCUAUGCAGGUAAGGCCUCUUAUUGUUCAUGUUGUUGUUGUUAAUACAGAGGAGGUUUACAAUACGUAUGAAGUGACGGACAAAUCUGUUAUCUCGAGAUUUACGGUGAACGAAUCCGGUCUGCUUCAACGCCUUGUUUUGUAUGAGAACACCAGUGAAUGGACCAACAUGUUAACACUGCAGAAUGAUUUGUGUGAUAAUUAUGCACGGUGCGGCCCCAAUGGAAUUUGUAAGAUUAAUCAAAGGCCAAUCUGUGAAUGCUUGGAGGGAUUCGUUCCGAGAUCGGAACGCGAGUGGCGAGUACUCAAUUGGACUGGUGAAUGUGUACGGAGCACUCCGUUAGACUGCCAGGAGAGAGAAGAAUUCCUGCAAAUUGAGAAUGUGAAAUUGCCAGACCUAUUGGACUUUAAGUUAGAUGAAAGGUUGAACCUCGAGGAUUGCAGGGCCGAGUGCUUGAAGAAUUGUUCAUGUACAGCAUAUGCUAAUUCGAAUCACAACGGAAGUGGAUGUUUAAUGUGGUUCGGAGAACUGAUAGAUAUCCGAGAAUACAUUGCACAACAAUUUGAGCAAAAUAUCUAUGUCCGAUUGCCUGCUUCAGAACUAGGUAAGUGA